GUCAGCAUCCUCUGUGGAACGAUCAAAAAAGUUGGCGGGGUUGUGGGGAAGGAGAAGGGUGGCUACUCUCUGUCUUUCGCUUUUACCACCAGCAGCAGCAUUACCAUUACCAUCGCCAUCUACAUUUCUCCAUUGCUUUUCAAUUCUUCCUCUGAACACUUUUUCCUUUUCUUUCUUUAAUUAAAAAAGAAAUUCUCUUUCACAUUCCCCUGCAAAUUCCACCCUAUUAUAUAAAACUUCUGAUCUCAUUAUAACCCCCCCUUCUUAUUCUUCUUACUUUCUCUCUCUUCUUCUUAUUCUGCCUGUCAUAGCAUUUCAAGUACCCCCCCUCUGUUAUUUUCUGUCAGAACUCCAAAUUCCAUGAUCAGAAUUUAGUGUUGUACAAUCAUGGGAACUCCUGUAAACAUCAUCGUCGGUUCGCACAUAUGGGUAGAAGAUCCACAGGUGGCCUGGAUCGAUGGAGAAGUAACAGAAAUCAAGGGAAAAGAUGCCAGCAUAAUCACUACCAAUGGGAAAAAGAUUGUCGCAAAUCUGUCCAGCAUUUAUCCGAAAGACACAGAAGCACCACCAGCUGGGGUUGAUGACAUGACUAAGUUGGCUUACCUUCAUGAACCAGGAGUUCUUCAAAACCUUGCUUCUAGGUUUGCUCUAAAUGAGAUAUAUACUUAUACGGGCAACAUUCUAAUAGCAGUGAACCCUUUUCAAAGGUUACCACAUUUAUACGACACACACAUGAUGCAACAGUACAAAGGAGCUACCUUUGGUGAACUUAGUCCCCAUCUUUUUGCUGUCGCUGAUGCUUGUUACAGGUCAAUAAUCAAUGAACACGGAAACCAAUCCAUACUGGUUAGUGGUGAGAGUGGAGCUGGUAAAACAGAGACGACAAAAAUGCUCAUGAGGUACCUAGCUUUUAUGGGAGGGAGAUCUGGUACUGAAGGAAGAACAGUUGAACAGCAAGUUUUGGAGUCCAACCCUGUCUUAGAAGCAUUUGGAAACGCAAAAACUGUGAAGAACAAUAACUCAAGUCGUUUCGGUAAAUUUGUUGAAAUCCAAUUUGAUAAGCAUUGGAAGAUCUCUGGAGCCGCUGUUCGAACAUAUCUUCUCGAGAGAUCGCGUGUUUGUCAGGUGUCAGAUCCAGAGAGAAACUAUCAUUGUUUUUACAUGCUUUGUGCUGCACCACCAGAGGAUGUCAAAAAGUACAAGUUGGAGAAUCCCAGAAACUUCCAUUAUCUUAACCAAACAAGCUGUUAUGAAGUUGCAAAUGUUGAUGAUGCGAGAGAGUACUUAGAAACUAGAAAUGCUAUGGAUGUAGUCGGGAUAAGUCAGGAAGAGCAGGAUGCGAUAUUCAGUGUAGUUGCUGCCAUACUUCAUCUCGGGAAUAUUGACUUUGUUAAAGGAAAAGAAAUCGAUUCUUCAAAAUUGAAAAAUGACAAGUCACUCUACCAUCUUCAAACAGUUGCAGAGCUUCUCAAGUGUGAUGCAAAGCAACUUGAAGACUCUCUUACUAAGCGUGUCAUAGUUACCCCAGAUGGUGACAUUAUCAAACUUCUUGAUCCAGAUUCAGCGGCAUCAAACCGUGAUGCAUUAGCAAAGACGGUUUAUUCUAGACUAUUUGAUUGGAUUGUCGACAAAAUAAACCGGUCAAUUGGUCAAGAUCCUAACGCUGCAAGUUUAAUUGGAGUACUAGAUAUCUAUGGGUUUGAGAGCUUCAAGGUCAACAGUUUUGAGCAGUUAUGUAUCAACUUGACAAAUGAGAAACUGCAACAGCAUUUCAAUCAACAUGUAUUUAAGAUGGAGCAAGAGGAGUACGAGAAGGAAGAAAUCAACUGGAGUUAUGUAGAGUUUGUGGAUAACCAGGAUGUGUUGGAUCUAAUUGAAAAGAAACCAGGAGGCAUCAUUGCCCUACUUGAUGAAGCAUGUAUGUUUCCCAAGUCAACUCAUGAGACUUUUGCUCAAAAAUUGUACCAGACAUACAAAAAUAACAAGCGCUUCAGCAAACCAAAGACUUCACGAACAAAUUUCACCAUCAACCACUACGCUGGUGAUGUUACCUACCAAGCUGAUUAUUUCCUAGACAAAAACAAGGACUAUGUCGUAGCAGAACAUCAAGCUUUACUGGAUGCUUCAAGCUGCCCUUUCGUUGCAAAUCUCUUUCCUAAACUGGCCGAGGACAGCUCAAAACAAUCCAAAUUCUCUUCCAUUGGUACACGUUUCAAGCAACAACUUCAAUCUUUAAUGGAGACAUUGAGCACAACAGAACCACAUUACAUUAGAUGUGUGAAGCCCAAUGGUGUUCUGAAGCCUGGAAUCUUUGAAAAUUUCAACGUCUUGAACCAGUUGAGAUGUGGAGGAGUGCUAGAGGCUAUUAGGAUCAGCUGUGCUGGGUAUCCCACCAAGAGAACAUUCGAUGAGUUCCUUGAUCGUUUUGGCACACUAGCACCGGAUCUUUUGGAAAGAUCUGAUGAGAAAGAAGCCUGUGCAGCUUUAUGUGACAGAAUGGGUCUGAAGGGUUAUCAGAUAGGUAAAACAAAGGUGUUUCUACGAGCAGGACAAAUGGCUGAACUAGAUGCGCGGAGGGCUGAAGUCGUGGCCAAUGCUGCAAGACUGAUCCAAAGACAAAUCCGAACAUAUCUUGCACGCGAAGAAUUUAUUAAAAUCCGAAGGGCCACAAUGCGUUUCCAGAAAUUAUGGAGAGGAAUGGUUGCACGCAAGUUAUAUGAAGAAAUGAGGAGGGAAGCUGCUUCAAUAUGUCUUCAGAAGUAUGCACGUGCUCAUAGAGCCAGAAAAGCAUAUAAACAAUUACGAGCAUCAGCUGUAGCUAUUCAAACUGGAAUGCGUGCAAUGGCUGCCCGUAAUGAAUAUAGGCACAGAAGAAGAACCAAGGCUUCAAUCAUUGUUCAGACUCGAUGGCGCAGUCACAAAGCUCUUACUUCUUAUAAGCAACAGCAGGUGGCUACUCUUACCCUUCAAUGUCUAUGGAGAGGUAGGACAGGAAGGAAAGAGCUAAGAAAGCUCAGGAUGGCUGCUAGGGAUGCUGGGGCACUUAGAGAAGCUAAGGACAAGUUGGAGAAGCGUGUUGAAGAAUUAUCAUGGAGACUAGACCUUGAAAAGAAACUGAGGGUUGACCUUGAAGAAGCAAAAGGGCAUGAAAUUGCAAAGCUGCAAACGGCAUUACACGAAAUGCAAGGAAAAGUAGAUGAAGCUAAUGCUGCAAUCAUCAGUGAGAAAGAGGCUGCACGAAUUGCCAUUGAACAAGCACCACCAGUCAUUAAAGAGGUGCCUGUGGUGGAUAACACCGUCCUUGAGUUACUGACGAAUCGCAAUGAAAUACUGGAGGGUGAGCUUAGUGAGUUGAAGAUAAAGACUGAAGAUAUCGAGAGAAGAUACUAUGAAAUUCAAAAAGACACUGAAGUGAAGGAAAUAGAGGCAACAGAAUUGCAGUUAACACUAUCUCAGCUUCAAGAGACAAUUGAAAGAUUGGAAGUGAUUUUGUCCAACUUGGAAUCUGAGAACCAGGUUCUACGUCAGCAAGCACUAGAAGCAUCAAAGAGUAAUGACCUAUCAGAAGAACUAAAAAUCCUCGAGGAUAAGAUCGCUAAGUUGGAGUCAGAAAAUGAAAUGUUGCGGGACCAGGCACCAGUAGUUGUGCAACAAAUUGUUUCCACUGAAGUGGCUACAUAUCCACCAGUUACAAACCAGGCACCAGUUGUAGAGCAACAAAUAGUACCAGUUGUAGAGCAACAAAUAGUUUCUCCCAAAGUGGCUACAUAUACACCAGUUACAAAGAGUCUUGAAAAUGGACAUCAAACUGAGGAAGAAUUCAAGACACCGAAAGAAAAGGAGCAUGUACGAACUCCAUUAACCAAGCAGAAAUCUCUGACAGACAGGCAGCAGGAAAACCAUGAUGCACUUAUCAAGUGCCUGGUGGAAGAUAAGAGAUUUGAAAAAAACAGACCUGUUGCUGCAUGCAUUGUGUACAGAGCUCUUCUUCAAUGGAGAUCCUUUGAAGCAGAUAAAACACACAUAUUUGAUCGAAUUAUCCACAUAAUUAGGGAUUCUGUUGAGGAUCAGGAGAAUGUCAACGAGCUUGCAUAUUGGCUAUCAACGACAUCCGCCCUUUUGUUUCUAAUACAGAAUACAAUUAAGGCAAGCAAUUCACCAAUCAAUGCUGCACACCGUAGCCGAGCCUCUCCCACCACUUUGUUUGGAAGGAUGGCACAAGGUUUACGGACAUCUCCAAUAUCAAGUGGGUACAGCGGAAUGGUAGGGAAGCCAGAGAAAUCAAAAGUGGAAGCAAAAUACCCAGCCCUAUUAUUUAAGCAGCACUUGACAGCAUAUGUUGAGAAAAUAUAUGGAAUGAUCCGUGACAGUUUGAAGAAAGAAAUAAGUCCAUUCCUAAACCUUUGCAUACAGGCACCAAGAUCUACCAGGGCAAGAUCCAUAAGAGGGGCAUCCAAAAAUAUGCACUCAAAUAUAGUUGCAAAACAACAAGUGUCAAGCAUACACUGGCAGAGCAUAGUAAAGUGCAUGGAUCACACAUGGGAUAUAUUGCGUGAAAACAAUGUCCCAUCUGUUAUCAUAAGGAAAACCUUCACCCAGGUUUUUGCGUUCAUAAAUGUGCAGCUUCUCAACAGUUUAUUGCUUCGCCGCGAGUGCUGCUCAUUUAGCAACGGAGAAUAUGUUAAAGCCGGUUUGCAGGAAUUGGAAGAAUGGUGUUCCAAAGCAACAGACCAGUUUACUGGAUCAGCUUGGAAUGAGCUUCAACACAUAAGACAAGCAGUUGGAUUUCUGGUUUCACAUCAAAAGCCUACCAAAACCUUGGAAGAGAUCACAACUGAACUCUGUCCGGCGUUGAGCAUUCCACAAAUUUACCGUAUUGGGACAAUGUUUUGGGAUGACAAAUAUGGAACCCAAGGGUUAUCACAAGAUAUAAUAGCAAAGAUGAGGGUAUUGAUGACUGAAGAUUCAAUCAACAUACCAAACAAUAACAAUUCAUUCUUACUCGAUGUUGAUUCCAGCAUACCUUUCUCUCUAGAAGAGCUUUCCGGAUCCUUCCUGGAAAUGAACCCAUCUGACAUCAUCGUAGAACCACCACCUCUCCUCCGCCAAAACUCUGAGUUCCAUUUCCUGUUGCAAAGAACCGACUAAAGGUUUUGAUUUUGAUUCUUAUAGAAAAAGAGAGUAGAACAAUCAAUACUGUAAUUUAUCAUUCUUUUUUUUUUACCUAUUUAUAAGCUUGAGCUUUCAAAAUGUAAAUUAUUAUUUAUUAUUUUUGGGGUUUCUGGGUUUCCUCUUGUUUACCUUACAGAUGAAUUUGUAUAUUUGAGAAUUGGGUUUUUCCGAGUGAAUUUUUCUUGUGAAUUUAAGAUUUGUAAGACGAGAGACAGACACAGAGAGAGGAUUGUUGUUGAUGAA
Papaver somniferum (opium poppy) is the source of this 5415-nucleotide messenger RNA. RefSeq names its product myosin-12-like. Bases 388 to 5148 code for a protein of 1586 amino acids. Gene Ontology annotation, cellular component: cytoplasm; myosin complex; vesicle. Gene Ontology annotation, biological process: actin filament organization; vesicle transport along actin filament. Gene Ontology annotation, molecular function: microfilament motor activity; actin filament binding; ATP binding. The record is from RefSeq and is a predicted model, not a curated record. The transcript is spliced from 40 exons. Lineage: Eukaryota; Viridiplantae; Streptophyta; Magnoliopsida; Ranunculales; Papaveraceae.